AUGUUACGCAUCAAGGAUCCACGCAAAUCAUUGCCGUUCUACUGUAAUGUCCUGGGGAUGAGAUUACUGAAGAAAAUGGAUUUUGAACAAGGACGUUUCUCGUUGUAUUUUGUUGGAUAUAAAUCAGCGUCCGAAAUUCCUGACGAUGAACAUGAAAGGCGACGUUUUGCUUUGUCAACGCCAUCAACUAUUGAAUUAACACAUAAUUGGGGCACGGAAAACGAUGCAAAUUUCGCUUAUCAUAAUGGUAAUAAGGAUCCUCGCGGAUUCGGGCAUAUUGGUAUAGCAGUUAGAGACGUUUACCAAGCUUGUGAAAGAUUUGAAAAAAUGGGUGUUCAGUUCAUAAAGAAACCGGACGAUGGACGCAUGAAAGGAUUGGCUUUCAUUCAAGACCCUGACGGCUACUGGAUCGAGAUACUCAAUCCCGAAACUGUUUGA
This is a messenger RNA of Anisakis simplex (herring worm), 438 nucleotides long. Lineage: Eukaryota; Metazoa; Nematoda; Chromadorea; Rhabditida; Anisakidae. The record is from the annotation of a GenBank genome assembly.